Bombus terrestris (buff-tailed bumblebee) is the source of this 694-nucleotide messenger RNA. Its product is annotated as activity-regulated cytoskeleton associated protein 1-like. The transcript has 2 exons. NCBI's taxonomy places the organism in Eukaryota, Metazoa, Arthropoda, Insecta, Hymenoptera, Apidae. The coding region runs from base 86 to 676 and encodes 196 amino acids. Gene Ontology annotation, molecular function: nucleic acid binding; zinc ion binding. The record is from RefSeq and is a predicted model, not a curated record.
UUGCGGCCUUACUUGGGAACGAUUCAAGGAGUAUUUCCUUUCGCACUAUGACGGCAAAGAGACGGCAACCUCAGCGCUGAUAAGGAUGUUCGAGGAACCACCAGAGGAGAACGAACCCACGGUAACUUUCGGCAAUCGACUUCGCUCUCUCCUGGCUGCGAGAUGGAGUGGUCUAUCCAACGCCGAAUUAAUUAACGCUGUCGUCCUUCUUCGAUUGACUUCAUAUGAUCGGCGUGUCGAACGGAUCGCACUCACGCAAGACGUCCGGACACAGGACCAAUUUCUUCGGGAACUGAGAGCUCUCCCUCAUCCGACGAAGAGGCCGUUACCCUUGGCAGAUGAUCCGCCGACAGAACCUGAAGCUAAACGGAGCAGGACAUCAAACUCUCGGACAAAGUGUUAUUACUGUGGAAUCAUCGGGCAUAAGGCGACGGAGUGCCGCAAGAAGAUGCGGACCGAAAAGCAGAAGGAGACAAGGCGCCGGGAAGGGAGCCGACCAGCCACAUCGUCCAAGGUGUUUUGCUUCAGGUGCCGUGCGGAAGGUCAUAUCGCACCUGAUUGUCCGUUGCGGGAGGAUAAGAAAAGCAGUCACAACAAGGAACGGCGAGUCGACUCCUGCGUGGUGGAGGCUCCAACCGGUAAAUUAAGUCACCAGGUUACACCCGAGGACGUGUGAUAGUCAGAAUGGCCGUGU